Pseudophryne corroboree (corroboree frog) is the source of this 1087-nucleotide messenger RNA. RefSeq names its product agouti signaling protein (gene ASIP). NCBI's taxonomy places the organism in Eukaryota, Metazoa, Chordata, Amphibia, Anura, Myobatrachidae. Gene Ontology annotation, biological process: positive regulation of melanin biosynthetic process; melanosome organization; hormone-mediated signaling pathway. Gene Ontology annotation, molecular function: neuropeptide hormone activity; melanocortin receptor binding. Bases 131 to 508 code for a protein of 125 amino acids. The record is from RefSeq and is a predicted model, not a curated record. The transcript is spliced from 4 exons. Gene Ontology annotation, cellular component: extracellular region.
UGUGUGAUCAGUACUGCUUUUAUUUUUUUCUCCUUGUCAAAAUUGCUUUCAGAUUUUUUGUUCUCUUAUAGUUACUCGCAGUUCACGAAAGAGAAAGCAGAUUUGAUCAUCCCCAUACGUGUUAUCAGACAUGAAUGGCAUCUCUAUCAUUCUUCUUUUAUCCUGGUUCAUGGCGUUUGUCUGGUCCCACAUUGUUCUGGAAGAGAAACCAGAAAAAACCAACAGUGUCAGUGUUGUUCGGUUUCCUGAGAUGCUUCCACCCAUUUCCAUCGUCGAUUUAACAAAGACAUCACGAAGGGUGAGCAGAAUCGAUGCUGAGAGGAAUAAAUUGGCUAAGAGAAAAGUCUCUCCUAAAAAGAAGAAACACCCACCCCCGCCUGCAAACUGUGUUCCUCUACAAUCCAGCUGCAAGCCACCUGCACCACCUUGCUGUGAACCCUGCGCCAUAUGUCACUGCCACCUCUUCCAGACUGUCUGCUACUACAAGAUGGGCUACCCGCACUGCUGAAAUACAGCAUCCCAGAGCCGUUCACACAAAGGUGCAUUAGGAGGAGUGGUCCUUAUUGAUAAAUGUUCACCAAUAUUUUAUUACAAUCACCAGUCACUAGUAACACCAUCACACUUAAAGUAGUGUAUCUCACAUACCAACAAUAUUAUUCAUAGUAUUCAAUAUAUAUACACAGAUACAGUCAUUCCUAGAGGGAUAUUAAUAAUAAUAUUAAGGGAUAUGCAUUUAACAUGGCAUUCAAAUAUUGUUCCAAAUUGUUUUUUUUUUAGUUAAACAGAAGACAGGAAAUUCUUUCCAGAAAUUUGCCAGCAGUAAAGUGAUUAUCCUAGCUUUUAGAAGGUUAACGUCACAUAACUAUAUAUUUCUAGUAUUCAUUGGUCAGAUAUUUUGUCUACAUAUUUAAACAUAAACCUGCAUGUAAUUUUGUUGAUGUGGCAAAAGUAAAUAUCUUAGUACAGAGGCACAAAUCCAUAUCUGGCUGUAAUAGAACACAUCUUGUCCAAUAAUAUAAAUUUUGCUUGCUAAAAAACUUAAUUGAUGUGUUACAAAUGUAUUAUAAGCAAAAUCAGUUAUGUGAAU